AUUUAAUUCAGGAUGACCACGUAUAGGCAUUCAGUCGCAGUGAUUUAUCUUUAUCUCCUUUCUAGAAAUAUUAUGACCUUGUUGAGAUGUUGGAGUUCCCCUCUUACAUACUUUUCUCAUGCUUGACUUCACAAAGCGGUUUGCAUCGGCGAGCUAGGGCAGUCCGGCCCCAUCUGAAGUUUUGCUGAAGGCCGAAAAAAACACCUCCGUUAUUAUCGGCAACACCCGCCCUGCUUCACCUAAGGUGGCAUACCUCGCUCUAACUAUUCUACCUUUUUCUUUACUUUUUCCGUCCUCCGUUACUUCUCGCCCUUCUCUCUCUCUCUCAGUUUCAUUGUCCACUCAUAUCUACACCCCGCGACAAUGUCUACCAAAACGAACCCUCCAGUGGUGAUGGAAUCCAUCACGCAACAAAUCGGCAAUACCCCGCUAGUCCGCCUCAACAAGGUGCCCAAGAGUCUGGGUAUCAAAGCGACUGUUUAUGCUAAAUUGGAAUACUUCAAUGCGGGGGGUAGUGUCAAAGAUCGGAUUGCACUGCGCAUGAUUGAGGAGGCCGAGCGCAAGGGAAGAAUAAAGCCAGGUGAUACGCUGAUUGAGCCUACAAGUGGAAAUACGGGUAUUGGACUUGCUCUUGUUGCUGCAGUGAAAGGUUAUAAAACUAUAAUCACUCUCCCAGAGAAGAUGUCCGCUGAAAAGGUUUCCGUUCUGCGUGCAUUGGGUGCCACAAUUAUCCGAACACCAACAGAAGCCGCCUUCGACUCUCCAGAAUCUCACAUCGGUGUCGCAAAGCGAUUGGAGAAGGAAUUACCAAACGCCCACAUUUUAGACCAGUAUGGAAAUGAAGAUAACCCACUCGCGCACGAAUAUGGCACAGCGGAGGAAAUAUGGACCCAAACUGAAGGCAAGAUCAAGGCUGUGGUAGCAGGAGCGGGGACAGGUGGUACGAUUACUGGCGUUGCCCGUGGUCUAAGGAAGUACAAUCCCAAUAUCAAAGUCAUUGCGGCGGACCCUCACGGCUCCGUCCUCGCGUUACCGGAAAUUUUGAACGAGGAGCACAUGAACGAGCCAUACAAGGUAGAAGGCAUCGGUUACGACUUCAUUCCUGAUGUGCUGGACCGUAGUACUAUUGACAAAUGGUAUAAGACGGGUGACAGGGAGUCGUUCCAGUAUGCCAGACGGCUGAUAGCUGAAGAGGGCCUUCUCGUUGGUGGGAGUAGUGGAAGUGCGAUUGCCGGUCUUGCAAAGGCAGCCAAAGACUUCAAUUUUACUCAGGAUGACGUUAUCGUUGUUGUUCUCCCUGAUAGCAUUCGAAGCUAUCUGACCAAGUUUGCGGAUGAUGACUGGCUUGCGGCGAAUGAUCUACUUCCAGAGGUCCCGCCGACGGAGCCUCCAUCACCGGAGUUGCAACCACGCGGUCCAAAGGAUCCAUUCUCAGGGGCCAAAGUUAAGGCGCUCAGAUUAAAGCCAGUUACUACAAUCCUAUCAAAUUCCACAUGCGAAGCCGCCAUCGAGGUAAUGAGAGAAAAAAGCUUCGAUCAAUUACCCGUGCUUGCCCCUACGGGGAGACGUUUGGUUGGUCUUGUAACUCUCGGAAAUAUCCUCAGCCGCCUUUCUCACGGAAGAGCUACGAGCAGCAGUCCCGUUUCCGAUGUGAUGUUUGACUUCUCGAAGUUGUCAGAGGUAGUAACAGAUCCCAGAGAUAUCUCACGGUCUGCUCCAGAACUCCUCGCUGGCUCGACACGUUCUGAAUCUGAGCCGGGCGCAGAGAAGCGUCGCCAGUUUAUUGAAAUAACGCUAGAAACUCCGCUGAGCGCAUUAAAGCGUUUUUUCGAAUGGAACAGUGCCGCUGUUGUUACGGAGAAGGAUGAAAGCGGAGCUAUGAAGCCGGUGGCUGUGGCUACCAAGGUGGAUUUACUGACCUGGCUGCUACACCAGAGUAAAGUGCAAGGCUGAUUUGUCUUAGUCUGUAACCAUCGGUGGCCGCUCUGGUGUUUGAGUUUUGGGUAUUUUAUUCUCUCCAUUCCUAUGGCAAGUCAGUCAGGUCUUCGGGCUUUCUUUAGAUAGAAUUUGCGCCAUGAUGUCGACAUCAAAAAGGUGGUGAGGCUCCAACCUGUUUUCAACAUAACAAACCCCUGGAGAUAUGACGAUGACUUAAUUACCUCUGGCUAUUAAUGUAGCAUGAUAGAUUCUAUAUAAUUCAACAUCGAAUAUCCAUGGGAAUUUCUACUUAUUUUCAAGCUCCUGAUUUUCAAUGUCAACCCGUCAGCUUGCUUCAUGCAAGGGUGGCUUUCCCAAUAUGUUUAUUUAGCUUAAAUGAGUAUAUCCGCCUCAUACGCCGUAUAACUAAACCACGCAACUUCAAGUACA
Molecule: messenger RNA, 2367 nt
Organism: Blastomyces gilchristii SLH14081
Lineage: Eukaryota; Fungi; Ascomycota; Eurotiomycetes; Onygenales; Ajellomycetaceae
Product: cystathionine beta-synthase
Exons: 4
Coding region: 364-1953 (529 amino acids)
Cellular component (GO): cytoplasm
Molecular function (GO): cystathionine beta-synthase activity; cysteine synthase activity
Source: RefSeq, a predicted model, not a curated record